AUGCAGAAUUCGUUCAUUCUCCGAAUGCCUUCUGCUGAGGUGGAGAAAAUAGCACCAUCGGCUUUUAGUGAACAUGUCAACUCAAAUGGCUUGAAACCUCGAGAGGUGUUUACAGAGGAACACCAAGAUUUAGUAAAAAAAGGGGAGAAAUGGAUGAAGGAUACUGCCAAUUCAUGUAUGGUUGUUGCCACACUAAUUGCAACCUUCACAUUUGCAGCAGCCUUUACAGCUCCUGGAGGAUUUAAUCAAGACUCAGGGUUUCCCAUUUUCCUAAGAGACAAGUUAUUCUUUCUUUUUAUAGUAUCAGAUGCAUUAUCACUCUUCUCUUCUACCACUUCAGUGUUGAUGUUUUUGUCAAUCUACACAUCGCGUUAUGCAGAAGAAGAUUUUCUGGAGUCGUUGCCGAAGCGAUUGAUAAUUGGUCUCUCUACCCUCUUCUUCUCUAUAGCAACAAUGAUGGUGACCUUUUGUGCAACCCUAUUUCUUAUCCUAAAUAAACAGUAUAGUUGGGUUGCCAUUCCCAUCACUUUCCUUGCUGGUGUCCCAGUUACAUUGUUCGUUUUUUUGCAAUUUCCCCUCUUUCUUGACAUGGUUAGUUCCACCUAUGGUCCUGGAUUAUUCAAAAGGCCAAAAGAGACCUUGGCAUACUAGUUUGUGCAUUUUGUCCUGUACUCAGUGUAGGUGUCAAAUAAUUACAAUAAAAAUCAUUAUAUAAUGAGGCAUUCUAUUUGUAUCAGGUACUGGUCUUUUAUUUAUUAUAGAAGAUGUUUUUCACAUAA
This is a messenger RNA of Macadamia integrifolia, 779 nucleotides long. Its product is annotated as ankyrin repeat-containing protein ITN1-like. The coding region runs from base 1 to 651 and encodes 216 amino acids. The transcript is spliced from 2 exons. The record is from RefSeq and is a predicted model, not a curated record. Lineage: Eukaryota; Viridiplantae; Streptophyta; Magnoliopsida; Proteales; Proteaceae.